Molecule: messenger RNA, 2764 nt
Organism: Serpula lacrymans var. lacrymans S7.9
Lineage: Eukaryota; Fungi; Basidiomycota; Agaricomycetes; Boletales; Serpulaceae
Exons: 11
Coding region: 1643-2584 (313 amino acids)
Biological process (GO): cytoskeleton-dependent cytokinesis
Cellular component (GO): septin complex; cell division site; microtubule cytoskeleton
Molecular function (GO): molecular adaptor activity; GTP binding; GTPase activity
Source: RefSeq, a predicted model, not a curated record
AGAGCAUUUGUGUAUCAUUGAUCUUGUCUAAUCGGUUUUUCUUUCUUUUUUUUUUUUUUCAGAACUUGUAACUUUUUGGGUCUCCCGCUUCCUGUCUUCUUCCACCAUGUCGAUGCCUGCUAGCACUGCCAACUGGCAUUGGAAAAACAAGAACGUGACGCCCUGGGCGAAAACUUGGUUUGAGCGCGAGCUCACAAGCGUCACGAUCCAAGGUGAUGGUUCAGAGGAGAAAGUGUCUAUCACGAGCGUAAUCGAAGUGGAUGGCGAUGUCGAGCUUGGCCAGCGCAAGUCAAAGUACGUCACGCGUUCGUUCUUGCACAGACUAAAGAAACUUCUCCCUGACUCUCCACGCAGGUUGAUCACGAUAUACGAUUGCAGGAUUGACCUUGACUGGUCAGGCACAGCGAGUGAUGGGACUGAAGUCAAUGGGAAAGUAUCGAUCCCGGAAGUGUCUCAUGAAAACACACUGGAUGGGCACUCGGAUUACAUCUAUGAUUGGUCUCUGAAAACACAAUCCAGUCCAGCUGUCGAUGCCCUUUACAAGCUCGCAAGAGCUCGUUUGCCUGCCGCGCUCGAGGCCAAGUUCGCUCAGUUUCCAGUUGCUCUCAUUGAUACACACGGAAAGGAUCUUACUGUGAGCACAGAGGCAAGUCGAACGGGCACGCCCGCACCGUCAACUGUUCCAGCGGCAACCUCCACGUCUACAGCUGCUGCUCCGGUUCCGGCACCAAAGAGUGUUCCAGAAAAGAAAGUUGCUUUGAACACCUCUCGUGUCAAAGCAGAAGCGAGGUUCAUGGCAGCGGCAGACGAUCUGUUCAGUCUCCUCACGGACGAGAAGCGUAUUCCGAUGUGGACUCGCGCACCAGCACAGGUGGGAGCUGUUCAUUUUUGUUUUCGUCUACCUUAUAGAUUUAUAGAAUCAUUAACUGGUUUAAUCCGCUGUUGUCUUCCACGCCUAUUGUCUGCUGUAUUCUACGGGUCAUUCCAUUAGUCGAGUGCGCAAGCUGGCUCUGACUUCUCGCUGUUUGGUGGAGGUGUCAAGGGUAAAUAUAUUUCCCUGACGCCACCAAAGGAGAUCGUCCAGUCUUGGGCUUUGCAAAGUCCAACUUGGCCCUCAGGUCACUCCGCAACUUUGACUACGACGCUCGAUCAAUCAUCCGACUCUACGAAGAUAACGUUUGCCCUCGACGGAGUGCCGUCUGGUCUGGAAGAUGAAAUCACCCGGAAUUUGGAGGGUUACUACGUUCAUGGCCUCAAGUCUAUCGGUUGGGCACCGUUCUCUGACGGCUCGACUUCAAGCCUAACCGCACAAGGGACCGAAAUAAUUACAGAAGCAAGAAGGCAAGAUAAGAAGUUUCUCAGUGCUAGAUCGACUGUAGGGUUUAUUGAUGAGUUUGUACAUUGCGUGCCAUGUAGUGUACUAGAAAAGGGAUAGAAAUGAAAUAGUUACAUGUACUUUUUGCCUCCUUUGAAUUUUUGCAGAACGGUUUUGGUGUAAUAGCGAAGUGGUCCAACCCUAACCCGAAAUACAUAGGCCAAACACAAAUUUACAUUCCCGCCACCUGUGCACUUGUUCUGUUCGAGUUCCAAGUCCAUUACAUUUUCCUUCGUUCCUUCACAACCAUUUUACUUGUCUGAUACCAUGGCUGCUGUUGAGGAAAUCCGUGCGACUUCAUAUGUUGGUUUCGACUCCAUCACUCAGCAGAUUGAGCACAAGCUUUUGAAGCGUGGUUUCCAAUUCAAUGUCAUCGUCGCUGGACAAACUGGUCUUGGCAAGUCGACAUUGAUCAACACCAUUUUUGCUUCCCACUUGAUCGACUCGAAGGGUCGCUUGGAGUCUGAUGAGCCUGUCAGACAGACGACGGAAAUUCAAGCAGCUUCGCAUGUCAUUGUUGAAAAUGGUGUUAAGUUGCGACUGAACAUUGUCGAUACCCCUGGUUAUGGCGACCAAGUGAACAAUGAGAACUGCUGGGAUCCCAUUGUGAAGUAUAUCAAGGAUCAACAUAGCGCAUACCUGCGCAAGGAGCUCACUGCCAUGCGUGAUCGUUACAUUCAGGACACGCGUAUUCACUGCUGCCUGUACUUUAUCAACCCUACCGGUCACUCGCUCCGUCCCAUAGAUGUAAUUGUGAUGAAGAAGCUUAGUGAAGUUGUCAACGUUGUGCCUGUUAUUGCGAAGGCGGACAGUUUGACGCUCGAGGAAAGGGAGGCAUUCAAGCAGAAGAUUCGGGCUGAACUUGUUUACAACAACAUUCGCCUGUAUCCCUUUGACACUGACGAAAACGACGAGGAGGAGAUUCAGCUGAAUGAAUCUAUUCGGAGCAUGAUUCCUUUCGCCGUCGUCGGUUCGGAACGUAGCGUUAUCAUUGAUGGCAAAUCUGUCCGUGGUCGCAAGAACCGUUGGGGUGUUGUCAACGUUGAAGACGAGAGCCACUGCGAGUUCAUGCACUUGCGAAACUUCCUCACGAGGACUCACCUGCAAGACCUGAUAGAGACGACCGCCCAAAUCCACUACGAGGCAUUCCGUUCGAAACAGUUGAUUGCUCUCAAAGAGGGAGUUGCGCAGCGUCCUCCUGUCAACUAAUAGAUGCUGUGCUUCUCAUUCAGAUUCUAUGUGAGUAAAAUUACCGUUGCCAUACCCUCUCGCUCCCGUCUACUCUUGUACUGUGUCUUCGCCUUGGAUAAUGAGAUAUUCCCUUCAGCGUACCUUCUUUGACUGUCUCUCACACUCGUUUACUCUAUAAACAAUGCUUUUCACAUUCUU